AUGACAAAUGGUCAAGUCGAAAAUCGACUUGAGCCAUGGUCUCACCUACACGGAAAAAUUGUGCUUGUGACCGGUGCAUCUUCUGGACUCGGCUUCGAACUUUGUCUCGACUUGGCCAAGGCCGGUUGCAGAAUUGUGGCGGCUGCACGUAGAAUGGAUAGGCUUAAGUCUCUAUGUGAACAAAUCAACCAAACGAACGACAUUCUUGAUAAAGACGUUAGCUAUGACGACUUAUUGGAUCGUGCUGUGGCACUGGAGCUGGAUAUCUCGUCAGACGGUCAGUCGAUAGAAAGGUCUGUCCAGAAAGCUUGGGACGCGUUUGGGCACAUUGAUGCUUUGAUUAACAAUGCUGGUAUAAGAGGGCAACAGAAGAUGACAUUGCAGCUCUCGGAAGAGGAAUGGGAGAAAGUUGUGAAAACAAACUUGACCGGAUCUUGGUUGGUGGCCAAUUGUGUGGCAGCACGAAUACGAGCCGCAGGGCGAGCAGGCUCGAUUAUCAACAUCUCGUCGAUUACUGGACUCGGUCGAGCACAAUUCUAUGGUGCGGUGGCCUAUGGUUCCUCCAAAGCUGCCUUACAUGCCAUGACUAAGAUAAUGGCAUUAGAAUUGGGCAGCUUCAACAUUAGGGUCAACUGCAUUGCACCAGGGCUGUUCAAAUCCGAGAUAACCGAAAAACUCAUUAACCAACCGUGGCUGCAUAAUGUCGGGAUGAAGAUUACACCAUUACAGACUGUCGUAAAAUCCAACCCGGGAUUAACAUCCCAUAUUCGUUACUUACUUCACGAUUCAUCGAGCUACGUUACGGGCAAUGUGUUCAUCGUUGAUUCCGGUGUUAGUCUCCCAGGAGUUCCAAUUUUCUCCUCACUUUAA
Striga hermonthica is the source of this 870-nucleotide messenger RNA. The record is from the annotation of a GenBank genome assembly. Lineage: Eukaryota; Viridiplantae; Streptophyta; Magnoliopsida; Lamiales; Orobanchaceae.